AUGAAGCCUCAUGUCCCUGACGAGGGGCCAAGGGAUGUUACCUCACCUCUAGACGUGACGCCAGAAAAUCCAAUGCUAAAGGACCUUAACCAAGCACUGUCGCGGAUUCACUCAUAUGAGGAGAUUCGGCUGUUCAUAGCGGGCACUCCCAACUUUGGACAUCAAGCAUCAUCUGUCGAUUUGCUACUACGCUUGUCCUGGGACUACGCGUAUCCCGGUCUGAUCACAGUGGUGUACGACCGGGGCAACCAGAAAAACGGGUGGACCGUACCUAAGCUAGUACAACUCCUACAGCGCCACACCAAUCCUGCGGCCCCAGAACGCCUACCACAGCAAUUGCACGUCACUCGGAUCCAGUGGCGCUCGACUGAAGAGUUCGCAGCUCGCACCAGCAAACUAGUGGACUUUGGUUUGACCGGGGGUGCGGAGAUCGGGAGGGUCUAUCACUCCAGCCUUGCGGACAUGCUAAAUGUUCGAACAGCCCUGAAGGCGCAGCCAUUUCAGUGGCCAUGGUGCAGGGAUGGCAUUGACUUUUGCAAUCAAAGUAACCAGUCGUCAGUGGACUUGCUGAGCGAGGACUAUCUCGGCUGGAGGCUGUUCCAUAGGGCCUACCGGCUCCCUGGCAUCCUGCAGCAUCCGCUGAAACCCGAUCGUCAAGGCAAGAAUGAUGCUGUCGUGCAACAGCUCCUGACAUCCAAAGGCGAAAACUCGGCUAUGUUACUGUCCUGCGUAUAUGGCGUGAGGCGUGAUGGAGUCUGCCGAAUCGACCCGGCCAAUCUUCUUUAUGUAUAUUUCCUGGCCCUUUUGCGCGCAUUUUCAGUAGAUACAACGCAUCACCGCCGUAUUCUGGUGGUCACAUUUGACGAAUUCUGCAAUGACGCGUUCGCCAGGCUGCAAGCUUACAUCUGUGGCCAGAAGCCUUGUCCAACAUUUGCACAGGCGUCGCUUUCGAGCUCUGGAAACGUUUCCACCUGUAUCCGUUGCAUUCACGCACCCGAAGACCUACCAAUAGCGAUCUCAUGGUUUGAAUCCUCGGAUCGUGAUUUCCGUGUCAAGAUACUAUAUGUUGACAUCGGGUUCGUCUCCCCGGAAUCCUUCGUCGAGGUCCUCAAACAGGCCGAUCUGCCUACUAUAUUCGAAGGCCAGCACACAGCAUCAGUUGUUGCAUCAUUGGGAAAACCAUACUUCAAACUCCAGGAUGCAGUAAUUAAUAGUCCUUCCCAAGUCCUUCGGAUUCCGGACGACACCUAUCGGCACGGUGAUGUGAUUGACCGGAUCCAGGCGGCCAGCCAUGACCUUCAACGUGGAGCACUCGGUGAAAUGGAUAUCAAGCGAUCCAUUGAGCGUGUCUCUCAUUUAGUCUUCGAAUGUACAGAUCCUGCUAGUCCUUUGAGCACGUACCUUGAUGACCUAAAGUUAUAUUACCGACAAAGGGGAGCGGACAAAUUCGAGACACUCCUGAGUGCGUGGAACAAGUACGGCGUCUUCAAUAAGGCGGAGGCCAUGAAAGGAGACUGUGUCAAUAUCAACCCUGCUGACUCAGUGAAGUCAAAACUACAUAUUGAAGAGGCGAGAGAGCUGCUUUUCCAGUUAGGUCUCAACUAG
Molecule: messenger RNA, 1605 nt
Organism: Aspergillus lentulus
Lineage: Eukaryota; Fungi; Ascomycota; Eurotiomycetes; Eurotiales; Aspergillaceae
Source: RefSeq, a predicted model, not a curated record